ACUGUGUAGCCACAAGCCAGGACCCGCUCCGCUCUGCUCCGUACUGGAGCCCCGCAUACACCUGGCUCACGCCUCCGUGCUUGGGCUCCAGGACAUGAUGACAGCCAAGCAGCCCCCGCCGCUCAUGAAGAAGCACAGUCAGACGGACCUUGUGAGCCGCCUGAAGACUCGGAAGAUCCUAGGCGUGGGCGGGGAGGAUGAUGACGGCGAGGUGCACCGCUCCAAGAUCAGCCAGGUCCUGGGCAACGAGAUCAAGUUUGCCGUCCGGGAGCCCCUGGGGCUCAGGCUCUGGCAGUUCGUGUCUGCAGUGCUGUUCUCCGGCAUUGCCCUCAUGGCCCUGGCCUUUCCUGACCAGCUCUACGAUGCUGUCUUCGAUGGCGCCGAGGUCACCAGCAAGACCCCCAUCCGCCUCUACGGGGGCGCCCUCCUCAGCAUCUCCCUGAUCAUGUGGAACGCGCUCUACACGGCCGAGAAGGUCAUCAUCCGGUGGACGCUGCUCAUGGAAGCCUGCUAUUUUGGGGUCCAGUUUGUGGUGGUUGCUGCCACCCUGGCUGAGACGGGCCUGGUGUCCGUGGGGAUCCUGGUGCUCCUGGCCAGCCGCCUCCUCUUCGUGGCCAUCAGCAUUUACUACUAUUACCAAGUCGGCCGGAAGCCCAAGAAAGUCUAGUGGGGCCAGGGACCUGCGCAUGCUGGGCUGGGUCAGUUCUGGGGCGUCUGUGUCCCCUGACUCCUGGAAGGCAGCCCCUCCCCCCCGCCACAGUGCCCCCGGCAGGCAGGGCGAGCCCCUUCCCUCUGGAGCCCUCCCCUGGGGCUGUGGCGUCCUGGGCUUCCAGGCUGACAGGUCGGUUGGGGAGACAGGCGUCUGUACCCCACUUCCUUACUCCACAGGGAUACCCCCUUUUCUGGGCUCCAGGCGCCCUCCACAGGUCCUGAUUGGAGAGCGGAGUCCUGGGAUGUGGGCUGAGCCAGGGGGCCCCCUUCUUCUGCUAGGAAGCCCUCCUGUCUUGUGAGAGCCUGCAGAACGCUCUAGCACCCCUCAGAGCUGCCCUCUAUGCCUGGACAACCCAAGAACGUGACCCUGAUCCCCCACCUGCAGCCACAGCCUCCCCACGUGAGGCCACUGCGCACCAAGCACACGGCACGUGCCCUUCCCACGCCCGGCGGAGGCUGCAGUGGACCUUUGUGGAGGCGGGGAACCCGCACACACUUCCUGCCCUGCCCAGGCCCCGGCCCCUCCCCCAACUGGGUACAGAGGCACGUGAGACCCCCCACCCUGCAAAGGGACACACAGACAACGGGGUGGGCGGGGGCUGGUGGAGGUGACGGGUGUGGAGAUGAGGAGGAAAAGCAGGUGUGUCCCCUCGUCCCUCCACACAUACUCCAAGGCCUGGUUCCCCUCUGGCUGCCUGGCCCCUCCCUGGGAGCUGUCCCCAAGGCCUGGAUGGGCAGAGAUUUGUGCCCUCGGACUCCUCAGCUCCGGGCAUAAAUAGAAGCGAUUCAGCCAGCCACCCCUUCCCCAAGACAUGUAGGGUCGGGAGACCAUUCCGUCCUGUAGCCAGUGAUGUGUGCAUGCCUGGCGGGGAGGUGGCUCCACCAGUCACAGCUAAGCAGAGGCCCAGUGGUAGCCAAGCAGUGUGGGAACCCCUCUUGCCUGGCGUCCCACUCUUGACUCUUGUCCCUGGAGUCCCACUGCCCUCUGCCGACAGGAGCCACUGCCUUGUCUUCAGCCAAAGCCCCAGCCCCCUUCUGUGUCAGACCUUGAGGCCCAGCCGCUCCUCACUGGGGUGACAGGUGGCUGCCACUGCCGCUGGGCAUGCUGGUGGGCUUCCUUGGCCAACCCCAUACCCACUGUGGUCGGGAGGGUGUUGCAGCCUCAGCUUUCGGGGCUGUACUGGGUCCUGGGCUUCCUAGGCGUGCUUUAAACUCUGCUGUGCACCUGGGGUACAGCUGGGGGCUGGGAGUCACAUAAGGCCUGGCGGAUGUGUGGGGACCGGGGGACAUUAAGGCACAGAGGGCUGGUGCCUGGGAAGGAGGCAGCGAGGACAAGGCACCCCAUGCCUAGUGAGGAGGGCCAGGCGGGCCCCACUCUGCCACUGGGCUUGGGGCACCCUGGCCAGCCCCUCCCUGUGGAGCCCAGUACCCUAUCCAGCUUCCGCCUCUGCUUGGGCCACCCCGCUCCGGAGUCAGGACCAUCUUUAUUCACGGUCACUAUUUAUUCUUCAUUCCUUCUUUUUGUAAGAAACAGUCACAAAAACCAGUGCAAAACCA
Messenger RNA from Chinchilla lanigera (long-tailed chinchilla), 2268 nucleotides. It is a transcript of the gene Tp53i11, whose product is annotated as tumor protein p53 inducible protein 11. NCBI's taxonomy places the organism in Eukaryota, Metazoa, Chordata, Mammalia, Rodentia, Chinchillidae. The record is from RefSeq and is a predicted model, not a curated record.